Molecule: messenger RNA, 987 nt
Organism: Candidula unifasciata
Lineage: Eukaryota; Metazoa; Mollusca; Gastropoda; Stylommatophora; Geomitridae
Source: the annotation of a GenBank genome assembly
AUGAUGUCAAGUUCAAACAACCCUGCUGGAAGCAGUAACUUCGGAGAUGAAACGAUGGCUAAAAUUAAAUCACCUCUUAGCCCAGAUUUAAUGAAUUCCAUGGAAUCAUCAUUAGGAUGUCCCCAGCUAAAUGAGGAUGAAUGCGUGACUCUUCUAGAUCUUCCUUGGGAGCAAGUGCUGGUCAAACAUAUGCUUGUUUACCUGAGCAUUGCUGAUUUGUUUCGAUUCAGGGCAGCUAGUUGUGGCUGCAGAGACCUUGUUCAUACCCACUUCCGUCUUCAAUUUCACAUAAACACUAGUAGUUUAGGGGAUCAUUUUACACCACAGGCAUUUAGAAUCAUGACACAGGACUGUACAAGUCUCAAGUCCAUAUCUGUUCGAGGAGCCAAGUCUUGGCUGACAAGCAGUGCAAUGCUGGAUGUUAUUUCUGCAAAUCCUCGCAUUGAAAAAAUUGACCUCACUGGAUGUUUAACUCUUUCUGGGGCAACCUUGUAUUCAAUUGGCGUCAACUGUUGCUAUAUCAAGCAUCUUUGUUUAAAAGACUGCGUGUGGUUGAGUGUUGACAAUUUUUUAUCCUUCCUGUGUAAUCAUCAUGACCUAGAAUACCUCGAUCUGUCUGGGUGCUGGAAUCUGGAUGAUGACCUUGUGAUCCAGCUUGUUCAAGUGUCACCAAGCAUAAGGCAUUUGCUUCUGGCCAACCUGUAUGGGUUAACUGACAGAGCAGUUGUAGCUGUGGCUCACUGCUGCCCCAAUUUGGUACAUCUGAGCAUCAGAGGAUGUUGGAGGGUGACUGACAGCUCUAUCAAGCUGCUAUCUCAGUACUGUCCAAAUCUGAAAGCAAUACAAGUCCAGGAAUGUAGAGACAUCACAGAGGACAGCCUAGGCUACCUGCGAAUGAAGAGAGUGAUGGUAGACAAAGCUCCACCCCCAGGAAACCAUCUGUACAGACUGGAGCAGCAGAUGAGCAACCUGCGCAGGCUAAACUUG